AUGGCCAGCUCGACUCUUGGCCUCGAAGAGACUGCCAAGAAGCGGAUAGUGCCAAAUGUGGCAGCAGUCUUGAUUCAGUUGUGUAUCCUCUUACUGCAACCCUAUGAAAUGGGUGCUGUUAUUAACUGUUUUGCAUUUGAGGAAACGGAGGCACAGGGAAGUUGCAUUGACUUGCCAAAGUGGUGCAUGGCAGUGGAGAGUGUGGGGACUGGUAGUACACUGUGGGACCACUGCUUCGAUUUGUGCCAAGGCACAGUUCCUACUCUCAAGGAGCUUGCAGUGGACCGCAGUAUUUGCAAAGACAAGGCACGGAAUGUUAACACUGGUGAAUUGGCAGCAAUUAAAGUAAUAAAACUGGAACCAGGAGAAGACUUUGCCGUUGUACAGCAAGAAAUUAUUAUGAUGAAAGACUGUAAACACCCGAAUAUUGUUGCUUAUUUUGGAAGCUAUCUCAGGCGAGAUAAACUUUGGAUAUGCAUGGAGUUUUGUGGAGGUGGUUCUUUACAGGAUAUUUAUCAUGUAACGGGACCUCUCUCAGAACUGCAAAUUGCAUAUGUUAGCAGAGAAACACUACAGGGAUUAUAUUAUCUUCACAGUAAAGGAAAAAUGCACAGAGAUAUAAAGGGAGCUAACAUUUUGUUAACGGAUAAUGGUCAUGUAAAAUUGGCUGAUUUUGGAGUAUCUGCACAGAUUACAGCUACAAUUGCCAAACGGAAGUCUUUCAUUGGUACACCAUAUUGGAUGGCUCCAGAAGUCGCCGCCGUUGAGAGGAAAGGGGGCUACAACCAGCUGUGUGACCUCUGGGCUGUGGGGAUCACCGCCAUCGAGCUCGCGGAGCUCCAGCCACCCAUGUUCGACUUACACCCGAUGAGAGCCUUAUUUCUAAUGACAAAAAGUAAUUUUCAGCCUCCUAAACUAAAGGAUAAAAUGAAGUGGUCAAAUAGUUUUCAUCAUUUUGUGAAGAUGGCACUCACCAAAAAUCCAAAGAAAAGACCUACUGCUGAGAAGUUACUACAGCAUCCUUUUGUCACACAACCUCUGACACGGUCUUUGGCAAUCGAACUGUUAGAUAAAGUGAAUAAUCCAGAUCAUUCCACCUACCAUGACUUUGAUGAUGAUGAUCCUGAGCCUCUUGUUGCUGUGCCACAUAGAAUUCCCUCAACAAGUAGAAAUGUAAGAGAAGAAAAAACACGCUCAGAGAUAAACUUUGGCCAAGUAAAAUUUGAUCCACCCUUAAGGAAGGAGACAGAACCACAUCAUGAACUUCCCAGCAGUGAUGGUUUUUUGGACAGUUCAGAAGAAAUAUACUACACUGCAAGAUCUAAUCUGGAUCUACAACUAGAAUAUGAACAAGGACACCAAGGUAGUUACUUUUUGGGUGCAAACAAGAGUCUUCUGAAGUCUGUUGAAGAAGAAUUACAUCAGCGAGGGCACGUGGCACAUUUAGAAGAUGAUGAAGGGGAUGAUGAUGAAUCCAAACAUUCAACCAUGAAAGCAAAAGUCCCACCUCCUUUGCCACCAAAGCCUAAGUCCAUAUUCAUACCACAGGAAACGCACUCUGCUGAGGAUGACAAUCAAGGAACCAUCAAGAGAUGUCCCACGUCAGAGAGCCCGGCAAAGCCAACCCAAGUCCCACCGAGACCACCCCCUCCCAGAUUACCUCCACAGAAGCCAGUUGCUUUAGGAAAUGGAAUGAGCUUCCAGUUAAAUGGUGAACGAGAUGGUUCAUUAUAUCAACAACAGAAUGAACAUAGAGGCACAAACCCUUCAAGGAAAGAAAAGAAAGAUGUACCAAAGCCUAUUAGUAACGGUCUACCCCCAACACCUAAAGUGCAUAUGGGUGCCUGCUUUUCAAAGGUUUUUAAUGGAUGUCCCUUGAAAAUUCACUGUGCAACAUCAUGGAUAAACCCAGAUACAAGAGAUCAGUACUUGAUAUUUGGUGCUGAAGAGGGAAUUUAUACUUUGAAUCUUAAUGAACUUCAUGAAACAUCAAUGGAACAGCUAUUCCCUCGAAGGUGUACAUGGUUAUAUGUAAUGAACAACUGCUUACUAUCAAUAUCUGGUAAAGCUUCUCAGCUUUAUUCCCAUAAUUUACCAGGGCUUUUUGAUUACGCAAGACAGAUGCAGAAGUUACCUGUUGCUAUCCCAGCACACAAACUCCCUGACCGAAUCCUGCCGAGGAAAUUUGCUGUAUCAGCAAAAAUCCCGGAAACCAAGUGGUGUCAGAAAUGUUGUGUUGUGCGAAACCCUUACACCGGCCAUAAGUACCUAUGUGGGGCGCUUCAGACUAGCAUUGUUCUGUUAGAAUGGGUGGAACCAAUGCAGAAAUUUAUGUUAAUUAAGCACAUAGAUUUUCCUAUACCUUGUCCGCUUCGAGUGUUCGAAAUGCUGGUGGUUCCCGAACAGGAGUACCCUCUCGUCUGUGUUGGCGUCAGCAGAGGGAGAGACUUCAACCAGGUGGUUCGCUUUGAAACUGUCAACCCAAAUUCUACCUCUUCGUGGUUUACAGAAUCAGAUAGCCCACAGACAAGUGUUACUCAUGUAACCCAGCUGGAGAGAGAUACCAUUCUUGUCUGCUUGGAUUGUUGUAUAAAAAUAGUAAAUCUCCAAGGAAGAUUAAAAUCUAGCAGAAAAUUGUCAUCUGAGCUCACCUUUGAUUUCCAGAUUGAAUCAAUAGUUUGCCUACAAGACAGUGUGCUAGCUUUCUGGAAACAUGGAAUGCAAGGUAGAAGUUUUAGAUCUAAUGAGGUAACCCAAGAAAUUUCAGAUAACACAAGAAUUUUUAGACUGCUUGGAUCUGACAGGGUGGUGGUUUUGGAAAGUAGGCCAACUGAUAACCCCACAGCAAAUAGCAACUUAUACAUCCUGGCGGGUCAUGAAAACAGUUACUGAGCAGUGUGGUGCUUUGACAGUUAACGCCAGAAAGGAAGGACACUACUGCGGCAACCUUACGAUUGCUUGAAGCUGUACAGAGGCUGCGGUGACCCGGCUUCGGUUACUUGUAAUUUAUUGUGGCAUGAGACGAGACGGGGCCCAUUUCUGUUGAAAUCGUGCCGACUGCUCCGUUACGGAAGAGGAGUGUCGGUGUUGGUAACGCGGUUCUGGAUGUUCCGGAAGCGGACACUGGGGCGGGAAGAACUGGAUUGUGUCGUGAGGCACCAUUUCUACUCUUGCUGGUUUCACUGCGCUUCUCUGACUUUAGUGUAUCCAGGCUCUGGAGACAAGAUGGAAAAGGCAUCAUUUCCAAUAUUCAAGGAUCCCAUUUGGAUGAAAAAAUAAAUUUGUAAAAAGCAAAUGAAGGAAAUGGAAAACUGAAGAGAAAAAGGGAGUGACCAAGGGAGUCACCCGAAGGAAGAAGGGGAAGUAUGGCCACCCUAAAUCCAGCAUGAUGGGGAGCCUUUUAUUGAUGCUGAAGUAUGUAUGUGCUCAUUAACAUUUUUAAGUUCAUCUUUGGAAACAAGAAGGGUAAUUUUUGGCAAAAAUGAUACUGUCCAGUGUUCAUCACAUUACCUGACUUGCUUCGCUGGGUGGCAAAUUGGUCUGAAAUCAGCCCCACGACCUACUGCCGUGCUUGCUGAGUUAAUGAAAACGGCAGCAACGUGCACCACAGCUAGUAGCGGCCUGCCUCGGAAAGCCUCCAAAAGUUUGCUGAAAAGCUAGGUGGACAAUAAAAGUAGGAUUGAAAAGUA
Messenger RNA from Suricata suricatta (meerkat), 3689 nucleotides. It is a transcript of the gene MAP4K3, whose product is annotated as mitogen-activated protein kinase kinase kinase kinase 3. Gene Ontology annotation, molecular function: ATP binding; MAP kinase kinase kinase kinase activity. Gene Ontology annotation, biological process: protein phosphorylation. The record is from RefSeq and is a predicted model, not a curated record. Bases 1 to 2892 code for a protein of 963 amino acids. The transcript is spliced from 40 exons. NCBI's taxonomy places the organism in Eukaryota, Metazoa, Chordata, Mammalia, Carnivora, Herpestidae.